CCAAUCAAACAUUGCAAUCUCCGUUUCCGUUUCUUUCUAACUUCUCUGUUCGCUCAGCAACAGCAGACCACGGUCCACUUUGGACAUUCUCUUCUCCUGUCUCGUAGCUCUCGCCCCAUCCACACUACACAUUUGCCCAUCUUUACACCCAGCUUUUUCUGCUGUCCUCUCUGUUUCUCAACUCACCAUAAUCAAUGGCGGCCUCGGCUUUCUCCAAUUCGCUUAUGUCGUCUCCUUCUCUCAGUUCCCACUCGUCGCUCUCUCAUCGACCCGGCGCCAUUUUGUCUCUGUCACGAUCACAAAUCUCUCUUCCUGCUUUCAGAUCUCAUCCUCUAGCGACUACAUUGAAGAAGAAGAUUAAUCCUAGCCAUUUCACCACCUAUUGCUCUCUGGAUGCUGCCAAAGAUCCGAGUGAAGAGAUCCCCAUAGAAUUGAGAUACGCAGCAUUUCCUACGGUCUUGGAUAUCAACCAGAUUCGUGAAAUUCUGCCUCACCGGUUCCCAUUUCUCUUAGUGGAUAGAGUGAUUGAAUACAAUCCUGGAGUUUCAGCUGUUGCUAUAAAAAAUGUAACAAUAAAUGACAACUUCUUUCCUGGCCAUUUUCCCGAGAGGCCGAUAAUGCCUGGUGUUCUCAUGAUCGAGGCAAUGGCUCAGGUUGGUGGCUUGGUUAUGCUGCAACCAGAAGUUGGAGGCUCUCGUGAAAACUUCUUCUUUGCUGGCAUUGACAAAGUGAGAUUCCGGAAACCAGUGGUUGCUGGUGACACCUUAGUUAUGAGAAUGACACUUAUCAAGCUGCAGAAACGCUUUGGAAUUGCAAAGAUGGAAGGGAAGGCAUACGUUGGAGGUGAGGUUGUUUGCGAGGGUGAAUUUCUAAUGGCUACAGGCACUGCAUGAUUUGCACCCUUUUUCCUCCCAAUAAUUCCGUUAAUCUUGCAGCUACCUUUUCAAUGCAAACAUUUAUGGCAAUAGUCAUUUGAUUAAAUGUUACUUUUGAGAAUA
Messenger RNA from Juglans microcarpa x Juglans regia, 998 nucleotides. RefSeq names its product 3-hydroxyacyl-[acyl-carrier-protein] dehydratase FabZ-like. The coding region runs from base 195 to 893 and encodes 232 amino acids. Gene Ontology annotation, biological process: fatty acid biosynthetic process. The transcript is spliced from 4 exons. The record is from RefSeq and is a predicted model, not a curated record. Gene Ontology annotation, molecular function: hydro-lyase activity. NCBI's taxonomy places the organism in Eukaryota, Viridiplantae, Streptophyta, Magnoliopsida, Fagales, Juglandaceae.